AUGUUGAUACCGUUGGCAGCGGAGAAUGACGAUGACGUAGACGAGAGGCUAUCGUGGGAAGAUUCCGAACGAUUCGAGGAGGACUCGCUUGGCUCAUGGCUAUCUGAACCAGAGUCGCUCUGUCAGAAUUGGCGAGGGUGGUCUCGGCCAGCGGCUACCAGCGUCGCUUCAGAUAAUGUCGACUUGUCUGGUGAGAACCUGAAUUAUACCGGAGGUUUUUCAACGCUGAAAAAGAACGCGGCUGAGGGCAAAGGCACUGUGCUGUCUCUGGUGGAGUCGGCGGCGAGCGUCGUGGCGCGCUUCAUUCCAUUCGAGGUGGUCGAGCGAUUCUAUCCACCCGUCCCUGAACAGCUACAACUACGAGUUGCCUUCUGGAGCUUUCCCGCCAGUGAGAAAGACAUCCGAUUAUACUCAUGCUUAGCCAACGGCAAUGCUGACGAAUUCGUCAAGGGUGAAGACUUGUAUCGUAAUAAAGCCGUUCAGAAUAUUCUUCAGAUCGGAUUUCACUUAAGCGCCACGGUCAAUUGCUCAUCGUUUACUGCUCAGCCGAUAGAAUCGACUCCUCUUCCGGAGCCGCUUCCCACCGUGACAAAUGCUGGACCAGGCUCUGCGUCAGAAUUAUUUAACGUUGCCGGUUCAGAGGUUCCUCUCAGGGCUCCAGUGUCAGAGUCGUUGUCUCGUCUGAAGAGAGACCAAUUGCAGAAAUUUGCUCAGUACCUGAUUAGUGAGCUACCGCGUCAGAUUUUGCCAACUGCUCAAAAGCUACUUGAUGAAUUGCUGACCGACAGCGCCCCGAUUAAUGCGCUCCGUGGUGCUCCCGACCCAACCGCUGGUGCCGCUGUCUCUGAGGUAACAAGGUGGUGUCUUGUCGAAGGGACGUUACACGAAAACAUUAGGAAAAUUUUAGUGAAAUUUUGCAUUCCGUCACCGACGGUGUUCAGUGACGUUAAUUAUUUGUCUUCUUCGGCGCCUCCGGCCGCCUCCGAAUGGCUGGCGCUUUUGCGACCUCUCCGAGGACGUGAACCAGAGGGUCUAUGGAACCUGCUGUCGAUUGUACGCGAGAUGUACCGCCGACAUGACAGAAACGCGAUCACUCUGCUGACGAUAAUCACUGAGGAGUGUCUCAACUGCAACAUGGUUAUGUUCUGGUGGUUCUUGACGAAGCUGUCUCAUUCGUUCAACGGCAGCCACGUGUUCUUCAGCAUCAAUUCUUUUUUGUGGCAUUUGGCGGUGAUGAAUCCGCUUAUGAGUGCGGCUGACCGUCAGAAGUUCUCCUUGCAGCUGUGCAGUUUCCACUUAAGAGCGGUCAAGAAGAUAUGCAAGGUAGUCGGGUCGAUUCCAACAAAUACUUCCCAGCAGGUAUGUGCCGGUGGAAAUGCUGUUCGUGCUGCCGCCGCAGCUGCUGCUACAUCUUCGACGAGCUAUGGUGCCGGCACCAGUGCUCUGCCGAACAUCAUCAAGAGGCUGAACCUGGAGAAUGCCCCUUUCUUGUUGCACGUAUUCCCCGGCUUCAAAAAAGCCAUUGCCUCGUGUCAUCAUGAAUGGGUCGACUGCCAGGUGGACAUCGCGGCCCUGCAGACUGAGAAGUUGAUGAUGUAUAAAUGUGAAGACGGCGUUGACUCUUCGAUCGACUUUAACAUGUUCUCUCGACUUUGCAACGUUGCCUACGGUAAACCUGACACACAGGUUCUUCCUUUGCCAGUGCUGCGAAACGUGCGCGUACCUAGCUACGGUGCUCACCAUAGUUCGUGGAAGGCAGCCACAACUAUUGGUCAGGACAAGGUUGCGUCAUCUCUCCAUUGUAGCGAAGUAGUCGACAAGGCGAAGAGUAACAGUGACAUCAGUUCAUCAUGUUGCAGCUCGCCGCCGCCAUCCGUUGCGUACGAUUCUCACUUGAGCAGCGGCGACAGCAGUGAAACCAGUACAUGCUUAUCGUCCCUCCGGGAACAGUUGAAUUCUGAGUUGCCAGACACUGAUCUGUACGAGCUCGAUUUUGACCGUGCAGCUGCGUCGUCUAUUCAUGAGGACGAUACGAUUUCGAGUCAUGAUAAACCGGAAGCCAGCGGCGACGAAUGGACUAAGAAAUCUUCACUGUACGCGUUGUACAACUCGCUGUUGAGGGUAAAGCCGGAGGACGACCCAAUGAGGGUGUCUUUUGCCAGGUGCGAGGCACUGUAUGCCCACGGCUACUUCGAAGCCGCCUGUCGAUACGCUGUAUCUCUCGUCGACAACAUCGUUCAGCACCCGCCUGACUUGAUGGUGAAUAUCCCGCCGCCCAUCGCGCUAACCGUCAGUACCUGUUCCGGCAACCAACCUAUGCAAAAGGUGGCGGACAAUGUCGGUAGCGCCAGAAGCAAGCGCAAAAAAUUUCUGGAUGUGCCACUACUUUUGCACCCGAAGGCGAUCGAGGUGAAUGACUUGGCUUGUGAGUUGCUGACCCAGGUGCUGUUCUUAUUGGACGUCCUGCUGCAUGCGAAGAAUGAGGCCCUGCAGCACCUCAGUUUUCGCCUCGGCACAUUCAUCCUGGAACUGCCGCGACAGCCGGCGUCGUCUAAAUUUGCAGAAGUGAAAAUGAACAGCCUGGAGGAAGAAAUGGAGGUGGUGCGCGACAAGGCGCGCCGCUUCAUCAGCGACUUCUCGUCGUCAAAGGCCAACGGCGUGCUUCCGUUAUCGCUCGCCUCAUACCUCUACGACUGUCUCUGCAUGGACUGUAGCACCCCAAACGCGUUUCAUGUCCCUCAGGACGAACUGCUUGGUUUCGAGGUGGCUGUCACCGCGCUGUCCAUGAAAACGACCGUCAGCGAGACAGAGCAUCCGUUGCUUCAUGAGGGUUUGCGUCGCCAGAAGGGCGACCUUGCCCUCGCGCUGUUGCUGCGCUACAAGGACCGGCCGGACAAAAUCGUGCAGAUCAUGGACCGCAUUCUCGAUCGCGACCUCCACCAAAUGUAUCGCUCCCGCAGCAGCAACGCGUCGCACCUUUUUGCCGAUGUGCCGGAGUCGGAAAAAGCUACCUCUGAAGUGGAAUCAAUAGAAACCGCUAUGUCAGUACCGCCGUGCUCCAGGAACUUUUCAGACGACCAGCCGUCUUGUUCAGACAGGCACCUAAAACUGCGGAAGGCGGCGCUUGUCGAUAUGUCCCCAACGAAACUGGUCAUGGAAGAACCGGCUUUUGAACGGAUUAUUAGGGAAAAUUCAACACCUGUGCUUGUCUUCAGCGACAAUGACGACCAAUCACAUUCGUCCGAAGAAAACUUCUGUCCGAACGGAGAUGUCAACACGCCGAGUGAGGCACAUGCACAUUUUAUGAUGGAGUUGGCGAAACGACUGUUGAUCGAAGCCGGCGGAAAUCACUCGAGUUCGAUAUUCACUAAUCCUCAGGGCGGACUGACGAACCAGUCUCACGCCGGUCCUCACCGCGCUCUGCACCUGUGCGCAUUUCAGAUCGGUUUGUACGCGCUCGGUCUCCACAAUAAGCUGACGUCGAACUGGCUGUCGCGCACUUACUCAUCGGACGUGUCGUGGAUUUCGGCGCAGGCGAUCGAAAUUGGCCGUAUGGCGAUUAAGAUACUCAGGGACACGUGGGAAAGCCACUUCACGCCUACGGAGGUGGCUAAUUUGGCUGAUAAGGCGUCGUUAAGUCGAGACCCGGGCAUGGCGCAAGCGGCAGCUGACCUGGCGCUGAGCGCCCUGUCGCAUGCCCAUGCGUUGAACCCUACGGAGAUUUACCGCGCACUGGCACAAUGCAGGGAACAAAAUACGACCAUGUUGGAGAAGGCUUGUUUGGCGGUCGAGCAGGCAGCCAAGGAUGGUGGCGUCUAUCCGGAGAUUCUGUUCAAGGUUGCGCAGCAGUGGUACAGACUGUAUUGUGAGUUAUGCGUCAUCAGUCGCGAUCAGAACCCCACCGCUGUCGGUACAUCUCACGCUAUUGCAGCAGGCAAUGCAGCAGGGCACCUGCCUGAGGGGCCUCAAAGAAUUCGUGAUCCGUCUUCUUCAAUCUCUUCCAACUCAGGUAUGUUCAUGAACAACACCGCUGAACCUCACCAUCGCCAUCAGCUGCACCAACAGCAGCUGAUCGCUUAUCAGCAACAGAAACAAUCGCUCGUUGAUGCUCAGGUUAUGACCCCUGCUCAUACAUUGGCCAGCAUACAGAUGGCGGCGGCGGCUGGCUUGCCUAAUCCAGUUUCCACGUUUCCGUUCAUCCAGCCGUUCUACGCAAUCUCCGGAGCGAUGCCGUUAAAUUUCGGUAUACCCGCUUCUUUGACACCCUUCUCUCCCUCUUUGCAACCGAUAGGUUUCCCGUUUCCGAUCUACUCGUCACCUCAGCAAAACUCAACCGUACAGAUCAUUCGGCCAGCGUCCGCAGCGCAACAGUCAGGAGCCAUGCCGGUCUAUAUGAACGCCAUGGGUCCGUCGGCGGUGGCGGUCACUUCUAACGCGUCUUGUUGCUUCUCUCCGUUUAUGACUUCCGUUCCACCUCCUCCAUUGCACAUCUCUCAUAGCGCACCGAAUCUCGCACCGUCGACACCAGAAGAGUUAGAACGUGACCAAAACAGUGCGCACUAUCUGUACGCGGCAUACCGCGUCGGGAUGUUGGCAAUGGAGACAAUGGGUAGGCGCGUAAACGAUGACCGAUCGUAUAUCAAGUUCUCGCAGAACCCCCCUUACGGCGAUGAUGUUAAAUGGUUGUUGAAAAUUGCGAAGAAGCUGGGUCUGCCCCACGUGCAGCAGUUUUGUAUCGCCGCAACGCAGUCUAUCGUCAGCCCUUUUAUACUGUGGGACAUAGCCACAGAUGUGGCUUUGCUCUUUACGCGGGGAACCGGCUCACAAUUGCAGCCGUCCGCCGCGAUGUUCAGUUCCGGUUGCUGCGGCAGUGGAAUCGGU
Soboliphyme baturini is the source of this 4881-nucleotide messenger RNA. The record is from the annotation of a GenBank genome assembly. Lineage: Eukaryota; Metazoa; Nematoda; Enoplea; Dioctophymatida; Soboliphymatidae.